This is a messenger RNA of Loxodonta africana (African savanna elephant), 4372 nucleotides long. RefSeq names its product contactin associated protein family member 4 (gene CNTNAP4). The record is from RefSeq and is a predicted model, not a curated record. Lineage: Eukaryota; Metazoa; Chordata; Mammalia; Proboscidea; Elephantidae. The coding region runs from base 379 to 4305 and encodes 1308 amino acids. The transcript is spliced from 24 exons.
CCCAUGAGGCGAGGCGCUUCCCGCGCCUCCAGGUCUAGCUUUCAUCACCGGUGGGAGCUCUGAGCGCUGCCUUGAAUUUGAAAGGGGGGAGGGGGGGUGAGGAUGCUGCUGCCAGUUUCACAGACCGCUGCUGCGAGGAGUGGGCGUGGCCUCGGUGGUGUGGAUGCUUGUUAGAAAAGAUGCUGGGUGCUUUUCAGUGAGGAGUCAGAACAGUGUGUGUGUGUGUGUGAGUGAGAGAGGGAGAGAGAGGGACAGAGGGAGAGACAUAGUGACAGAGAGACAGGUGCUGAAGAGCCAGACAGAGCUGGGAGAGAGUCUGAGAGCAGGACUGGAGCGAGGAGAGCCACUCAAUCUUUUUGGAGUCCAACGAAUGUGAACAUGGGGUCUGUCACGGGAGUGGUCCUCAAGAUGCUACUUCUGUUAUCUACUCAAAAUUGGAGCACGGUCCUGGCUGGGAAUUCCUAUGAUUGUGAUGAUCCUCUGGUGCCUGCCUUGCCUCCGGCAUCAUUCAGCAGCUCUUCUGAGCUCUCUAGCAGCCACGGUCCUGGAUUUGCAAGGUUAAAUCGAAGAGAUGGAGCUGGUGGCUGGUCUCCACUUGUGUCGAACAAAUACCAGUGGUUGCAGAUUGACCUUGGACACAGAAUGGAGAUCACUGCAGUGGCCACCCAAGGUGGGUAUGGGAGCUCCAACUGGGUGACCAGCUACCUCCUGAUGUUCAGUGACAGCGGCAGGAACUGGAAACAAUAUCGACGGGAGGACAGCAUCUGGGGAUUUUCUGGAAAUGUAAAUGCAGACAGCGUUGUGUACUAUAGACUCCAGCCUUCUAUCAAAGCCAAAUUUCUGCGUUUCAUCCCUUUAGAGUGGAACCCCAAGGGCAGAAUUGGAAUGCGAAUCGAAGUGUUUGGAUGUGCAUAUAGAUCAGAGGUGGUUGAUCUUGAUGGAAAAAGUUCCCUUCUCUAUAGAUUUGAUCAAAAUUCCAUGAGCCCAGUAAAAGAUAUUAUUUCUUUGAAAUUUAAAACCAUGCAGAGUGAUGGGAUCCUACUCCACAGAGAAGGGCAAAAUGGAGAUCACAUCACAUUGGAAUUAAGAAGGGGAAGACUCUUUUUACUUAUUAAUUCAGGUGAAGCUAAGCUGCCCUCCACUCAUAUGCUGGUCAAUCUCACCCUGGGCAGCCUUCUGGAUGAUCAACACUGGCAUUCGGUGCUCAUCCAGUGCUUGGGCAAGCAAGUCAACUUUACAGUAGAUGAGCACAGGCGUUGUUCCCACACACAGGGAGAAUUCAGUUACCUGGAUCUUGAUUAUGAGAUCAGCUUUGGAGGGAUUCCAGCAGCUGGAAAAUCAGUGUCGUUCCCACAAAAAAAUUUUCAUGGGUGUUUAGAAAACCUCUAUUAUAAUGGAGUGGAUAUCAUUGAUUUGGUCAAACGACACAAACCACAGAUCAUCGUUAUGGGAAAUGUGUCAUUUUCUUGUUCACAACCACAAUCAGUGCCAGUGACUUUUCUGAGCUCCAGGAGUUACUUAGCACUGCCAGACACUUCUGGAGAGGAUGAGGUUUCUGCUACUUUUCAAUUUCGAACUUGGAAUAAGUCAGGACUUUUGCUAUUCAUUGAACUUCAGCUUGUCUCAGGAGGCCUCCUCCUCUUUCUUCAUGAUGGAAAACUUAGACUGAACUUCUACCAGCCGGGAAGAUUACCCACUGACAUCACAGCAGGUGUUGGAUUAAAUGAUGGGCAGUGGCAUUCCAUCGCCUUAUCUGCUAAAAGGAAUCACCUGAGUGUGAUGGUGGACAGCCAGUUGGCCUCAGUUGCUCCUUCUCUGGGGCCUGAGCAGAUUUACCCAGGUGACACCUAUUAUUUUGGAGGUUGUCCUGACAACGUCUUUGGAUCCAAAUGUCAAAGUUCACUUGAUGGAUUUCAGGGAUGUAUGAGGCUAAUUUCCAUCAGUAACAAAGUGGUGGACCUGAUUUCAGUUCAGCAGGGGGCUCUUGGGAACUUCAGUGACCUUCAAAUAGACUCCUGUGGUAUCACAGAUAGGUGUUUGCCCAACUACUGUGAGCAUGGUGGUGAAUGCUCCCAGUCCUGGAAUAUUUUCACCUGCGACUGUGCACACACAGGUUACAGGGGAGCAACUUGCCAUAACUCUAUCUAUGAACAGUCAUGUGAAGCCUAUAAGCACAGAGGAAAUACUUCAGGGUUUUACUAUAUAGACUCAGAUGGAAGUGGCCCCCUGGGACCAUUUCUUGCAUAUUGCAAUAUGACCGAAACUGCAUGGACUAUCAUACAACACAACGGCUCUGAUUUAACCAGAGUCAAAAGCGCUAAUCCAGAGAGCCCAUAUGCUGGGUUUUUUGAGUAUGUGGCCAGCAUGGACCAACUCCAGGCCACAAUUAACCUAGCGGAACACUGUGAACAGGAGCUUACUUACUACUGCAAGAAGUCACGGCUUGUAAAUAAGCAAGAUGGAACCCCCCUGAGCUGGUGGGUUGGAAGAAACAAUGAAAUGCAAACUUACUGGGGAGGCUCUUUGCCUGAUCCUAAAAAAUGUACUUGCGGAUUGGAGGGGAACUGCAUUGAUUCUCAGUAUUACUGCAACUGUGAUGCUGACCGGAAUGAAUGGACCAAUGACACUGGAUUCCUUUCUUAUAAAGAACAUCUGCCAGUAACUAAGAUAGUGAUUACAGACACAGGCCGACCGCAUUCAGAAGCAGUUUAUAAACUGGGACCUCUACUCUGCCGGGGAGACAGGUCAUUUUGGAAUUCCGCUUCCUUCAAUACUGAGGCUUCAUACCUUCAUUUUCCUACUUUCCACGGAGAACUUAGUGCUGAUGUGUCUUUCUUUUUUAAGACAACAGCUUCAUCUGGAGUAUUUUUAGAGAACCUGGGGAUUACCGAUUUUAUACGGAUAGAGCUCCGCUCUCCGGCAGAGGUGACCUUUUCGUUUGACGUGGGGAAUGGCCCUUUGGAAAUCUCGGUGCAGUCACCCACUCACUUCAGCGAUAACCAGUGGCACCACGUUAAAGUCGAAAGGAACGUUAAAGAGGCAUCUAUUCAAGUGGAUCAGCUCUCGCAAAAGACACAGCCUGCCCCUGUUGAUGGGCAUGCCCUCUUACAGCUCAACAGCCAGCUUUUUGUGGGUGGGACAGCCACCAGACAGAGAGGCUUUCUGGGGUGUAUCCGGUCUCUGCAGUUGAAUGGGCUUGCCCUGGAUCUGGAAGAAAGAGCCAAGGUGACUCCGGGCGUGGAGCCAGGCUGUAGAGGACAUUGUGGCAGCUACGGAAAGUUGUGUCGCAAUGGAGGGAAAUGCAGAGAGAAGCCCAGUGGGUUCUCCUGUGACUGCACCUUCUCUGCAUACUCAGGGCCAUUCUGCUCGAAUGAGAUUUCUGCAUAUUUUGGAUCUGGCUCAUCCGUGAUUUACAAUUUUCAAGAAAAUUAUUCCUUAAGUAAAAACUCCAGCUCCCACGCUGCAUCAUUUCACGGUGAUAUGAAGCUGAGCAGAGAAAUGAUCAAAUUUAGCUUCCGAACAACACGAACACCAAGCUUGCUGCUCUAUAUCAGCUCCUUUUAUAAUGAAUACCUCUCAGUAAUCAUUGCCAAAAAUGGAAGUUUGCAGAUCAGGUACAAGCUGAAUAGACAUCAAGAUCCUGAUGUUGUUAACUUUGAUUUUAAAAGCAUGGCUGAUGGGCAGCUUCACCAUGUAAAGAUUAACAGAGAUGAAGGAGUGGUCUUUGUAGAGAUUGAUGAGAACACAAGGAGACAAGUCCACCUGUCAUCAGGUACAGAAUUCAGUGCAGUCAAAUCACUCGUACUGGGCAGGAUUUUAGAACUCAGUGAUGUAGACCAGGAGACGGCACUGGCCGGUGCUCAGGGCUUCAUGGGCUGCCUCUCUGCAGUGCAGCUCAGCCACGUGGCCCCUCUGAAGGCUGCUCUGCACUCCAGCCACCCAGCCCCUGUCACUGUUCAGGGACACGUGACUGAGUCCAGCUGUGUGGCCCAGCCUGGCACUGAUGCCACAUCAAGGGAAAGGACCCACUUGUUUGCAGAUCAUUCUGGAACAACAGAUGACAGAGAACCCAUAGCUAAUGCAAUCAGAAGUGACUCUGCAGUAAUUGGAGGUUUGAUAGCUCUUGUGAUCUUUAUCUUGCUUUGCAUCACUGCCAUAGCUGUUCGCAUUUAUCAGCAGAAAAGGUUAUACAAAAGAAAUGAGGCAAAAAGGUCAGAGAAUGUAGACAGUGCUGAGGGUGUUUUGAAAAGUGAGCUUAAUAUACAAAAUGCAAUCAAUGAAAAUCAGAAAGAGUACUUUUUUUGAUUGGCAACUAUGGUUUAACCCAUGAUUAUGACAGCCAGGGGCUCUCAAUGGACCAAAAAAAAAAAAA